Messenger RNA from Dicentrarchus labrax (European seabass), 2545 nucleotides. RefSeq names its product GTPase KRas. Gene Ontology annotation, cellular component: plasma membrane. Gene Ontology annotation, molecular function: GTPase activity; GDP binding; GTP binding. Gene Ontology annotation, biological process: Ras protein signal transduction. The transcript is spliced from 5 exons. Lineage: Eukaryota; Metazoa; Chordata; Actinopteri; Moronidae. The record is from RefSeq and is a predicted model, not a curated record. Bases 318 to 881 code for a protein of 187 amino acids.
GAGGAAUGAACGUGAAGACGCUCUGCUUACAAUGAACCUCAACUAGACUAAAUAGGAACUUGUCCGACUUCAGGCGUUUAAUACUUUUAUAACAUGAAGUUAGACAUUUACUAGUAGCUUCGCAAAUUCCGCGGUUCACACUUUGACACGGAACUCUUGUCAGAAAAACAAGUUUGGGACAAAUCCUGAAGUUUGUCUGUAAGUGUUGUGAAUGAGGAAAUCGUCUCAGGCUAACGUUAUGUAGCAAGCUAAUCUCAUUUAUCCAUUCGUAAACUCAGCUAUCAUUUCACAGACUGUUAGAAAUCCUACACAGAGGCAUGACCGAGUACAAGCUUGUGGUGGUCGGGGCAGGAGGUGUGGGGAAGAGCGCUCUCACCAUCCAGCUCAUCCAGAACCACUUCGUUGAUGAAUAUGAUCCAACCAUUGAGGACUCGUACAGAAAACAGGUGGUGAUCGAUGGAGAGACCUGUCUGUUGGACAUCCUGGACACUGCAGGUCAGGAGGAGUACAGCGCCAUGAGGGACCAGUAUAUGAGGACAGGGGAGGGCUUCCUCUGUGUGUUUGCCAUCAACAACACCAAGUCCUUCGAGGACGUUCAUCUCUACAGAGAGCAGAUCAACAGGGUGAAGGACAGUGACAGUGUUCCCAUGGUGCUGGUGGGGAAUAAGAGCGACCUGAGUACCCGCACUGUGGAGACGCGGCAGGCGCAGGAGCUAGCACGAACCUACGGAGUACCGUUUGUCGAGACCUCUGCCAAAACCAGACAGGGUGUGGAGGAAGCUUUCUAUUCGCUAGUAAGGGAGAUUAGAAGAUAUAAGGAGACCAACCGCAGCAACAAGAAGAGCAAGAAGAACACUCAGAGACGUUGCAUAAUACUAUAGCAAACUGCACACACCAACAGCAUCCUUUACAGCACUUGUUUCAUGCUCCCCCCCUCACACACUGCACCUCCUCUGUCACUGCGGAGGGGUCCGGCACAGCUCCGGACCGGGUAGCAGACGAGGAAAAAAUUUUUUUUUUUACUGCUGUCACAGUUUCCACUUACAGUACGUUAACGAGAUUAGCCAUUUAUUUCAUCCACGUGCUGUUCCCAUUUAACGCUGUGAAUUCUGUUGGGUUUUUUAAGUUUUUGUUUUAAAGCCCAAACAACUAGAAACUGCAAUUGAUUUUUUUUUUCUUUUUUCUUAUUGGUUAAGGUCAGAAAUUGCCCAAACUUAAUUUGAGUCUGUGGUAGAAAGAUUGUUUUCUAUUUUUCCCCAAGAACCUUUUAAAGGGCUAUUUGUCCAGCCGGUGUUUUUAUACACAGCUCAGCUCCUGUUGACUAGUUAGGGGUCAAGGGCUCACAGUGGUGCCUCACCGCACUUUGCACUCUCACAUCAAAAUCUCAGAAAAGUAUUUCAGGAUUCAAACAUUGUUUAGUGUGCUGAAAUUUGUGAUGUAUGUGAUUGCUCAGUACAAAUCUGACUUCAUGAAGUUCCAUUAAUACUAGUGUCAUAUUGACUAGGAUAGAUUGGUCGAAAGAGUUUAGAAAAAGUUGUUUCUCCCUCCAUGUUUUUCAUAUUUUAGUGUGUCCUCUGGGGCUUGAAACACACCAGCAAUAUCUUUUUUUUGUUUUGUUUUUUUUGUUGUGUGUGUCUCUCAAAGACUACAUUUAAAUGAAAAGGCUGUAUUAAGACUGGGUCACCGCAGUAUCAAAGCCUCAAAAUUGUGUUCCAGACUCCUAGGUGCACUUUAUUAAUUUCCUAUUAUGUUUUUUUUAUUGUAGAAUUUAGGAUUUAGUUAGUGCCAUUUUAAAAGUUUCCUCAGGAAUAUAGUGUUUUAUCAGGAACGGAGGAAUAACAAACCCAGAGCUGAACUUCACGCUAUCAUUAACUUACAGUUUGAAGUGUCAGCCCUGCUGUUGGUUCCUCACAGUCACUGUAUUCCAAAGUCCACUUUUAAAGCAUUGUUUUUAUGUCAGUCCCAGUGUUGUGUUGCUUGCAGUGUCUAAGCACUGUGUAUGCUACACCACACUCGAGCAGAGCACGUAGCACAUGCAGAUAUCUAUGUGGUACUACAAACAUUUAAAACCACACUGAUGAUGAAACCAGUGUUAAACUCAGUGAGAAAUCUCCAGAGACACAGCGGCAGUCACGUUAUUUGAUCAUACGUGAGGCUGGAUGAGAAGGAUAUUCAAUAGGGCAUCAGUUUUUGUUUUUUUUAUAGCAAUGUUUGUCUUCUUUGAUAAUUUCACCCUAAAUGUAAUGGAUUUCUAUUUUUGUAGCAUUACCAACAGCUUUUCCCAAUUUAAAAAACAUUUGCAUUAAGAAACCGCUGUCCACAUAUUUACUGAAGUUAUAAGUUCAGAGGGCUAACUCCAGUGAAUCCAUCCGUGAAGGACUCAGACUUUGCUGUGGUGUUAAACCUGGACAUAAUGUAGUUCCAUUGUUAAAAUAUGGAGUAACUCUAAAAACUUGAUUUGAUCCAAGCAAGUCUCUCACUGACAGCUAUGUAAAACCUUUAAUGCAUUCUGCUGUAAUGAACAAGUAAACGUCUUUUAGCUUUA